AUGAUUAGAUCGUUAAGAUUAUGCUUCGCUAGACCCUUGAUAGCCUCCAGGCUCACCCCACCCACCAGAGCGUUUUCAGCCGCCCCAAUUUUGCUCAAAAAGAAGCCAAAAAAGGCAGUUGCACCACAAGAAGAAGACGUCGAAGAGCCAUCAGCUUUGAUAGAUUUCGAGGAUGCUACCGCCAAGUUCAAGCAGGUGCUCGAAAAGUUCACCAAAACUGCCAACGAGAGCAAAUUGGGUAAGACUAAUCCACGUAUUUUCGACAAGUUGACUGUGAACGUCAACGACGAAGAGGUGCCAUUCACGUCAGUGGCCCAAACUUCCAUCAAGGGAAGAAACUUCAUUGUCACCUUGUUUGAUCCUGCCAGUUCCAAGCACGUUAUCAACACCAUUUUGGGCUCUGGUUUGAACAUGAAUGCUCAGGUCGACCCUGCCAACAAGUACACCUUGAAGGUGCCAUUACCACCAGUGAACACCGAGACUAAAAAGGAGAGCGUGAAGCAGUUGAAGGAAGUAUUUGAGAAAAUGAAGAAUGGGUCCUCCAAAGGCAGUUUGGCAUCAAUCAGAGCCGAUGUGAAGAACAAGUUUUCCAAGCAGGUGAAGAAACAAAAAAGUGAUGCUGAAACGAAAGUCUUGAACGACUUCGAGAAGUUGCACAAGACCUACACGGAAAAGUUGGCCGAAGCAUUCAAGGCUGCAGAGACUGCCAUCCUCAAGUAA
This is a messenger RNA of Suhomyces tanzawaensis NRRL Y-17324, 720 nucleotides long. RefSeq lists its product as uncharacterized. The record is from RefSeq and is a predicted model, not a curated record. The transcript has a single exon. Gene Ontology annotation, biological process: translation. Gene Ontology annotation, cellular component: mitochondrion. NCBI's taxonomy places the organism in Eukaryota, Fungi, Ascomycota, Pichiomycetes, Serinales, Debaryomycetaceae. The coding region runs from base 1 to 720 and encodes 239 amino acids. Gene Ontology annotation, molecular function: ribosomal large subunit binding.